Molecule: messenger RNA, 2984 nt
Organism: Ziziphus jujuba (common jujube)
Lineage: Eukaryota; Viridiplantae; Streptophyta; Magnoliopsida; Rosales; Rhamnaceae
Product: beta-galactosidase 9
Exons: 19
Coding region: 109-2742 (877 amino acids)
Biological process (GO): carbohydrate metabolic process
Cellular component (GO): vacuole; cell wall
Molecular function (GO): carbohydrate binding; beta-galactosidase activity
Source: RefSeq, a predicted model, not a curated record
UUGCUUCAUCCGGAGCUCCGUAAACUCCACUCUGUGUCUUUCUCUUUCUCUGUCUCUCUCUCUCUCUCUCUCCAGAGUUUCAGACGGAGAAGUGAGAGCAACUAAAAAAUGGCGGUGGCUCAGAGAGCUCGGCGAUGGCUUCAAUGUCUCUUUGUGUGUUUGACAAUUCACUUUUCUCUGGUUUCGGCCGAGUUUUUCAAGCCGUUCAAUGUCAGUUAUGAUCACAGAGCUCUGAUCAUCGACGGCAAACGCCGCAUGCUCAACUCCGCCGGUAUUCAUUACCCUCGCGCCACUCCUGAGAUGUGGCCUGAUUUAAUUGCCAAGAGCAAGGAAGGUGGUGUAGAUGUUAUCCAAACUUAUGCAUUUUGGAAUGGGCAUGAACCAGUUAGAGGACAGUAUAACUUUGAGGGGAGAUAUGAUAUCAUCAAAUUUGUGAAGCUAGUGGGGUCCAGUGGACUCUAUUUCCAUCUUCGCAUAGGUCCAUAUGUAUGCGCUGAGUGGAACUUUGGAGGCUUCCCAGUGUGGUUGCGUGACAUUCCUGGCAUAGAAUUUCGGACAGACAAUGCCCCUUUCAAGGAGGAGAUGCAGCGUUUUGUCAAGAAGCUUGUGGACAUGAUGCGAGGGGAAAAGCUAUUUUCAUGGCAGGGUGGUCCAAUUAUUAUGCUGCAGAUUGAAAAUGAGUAUGGAAAUAUCGAAAAGUCAUUUGGCCAAGGUGGCAAGGAAUAUGUCAAGUGGGCUGCUAACAUGGCUCUAGACCUUGGCGCUGGAGUUCCAUGGGUAAUGUGCAAGCAGACUGAUGCUCCGGAUAACAUUAUUGACGCAUGUAAUGGAUACUAUUGUGAUGGCUACAAACCAAAUUCCUUUAACAAACCAACAAUUUGGACAGAAGACUGGGAUGGAUGGUAUACAUCAUGGGGUGGAAGAUUACCUCAUAGACCUGUUGAAGAUCUUGCAUUUGCAGUUGCACGCUUUUUCCAGCGUGGAGGGAGCUUUCAGAAUUACUAUAUGUAUUUUGGUGGAACAAACUUUGGCCGGACUUCUGGGGGCCCAUUCUACAUUACCAGUUAUGACUAUGACGCUCCAAUUGAUGAAUAUGGUCUACUUAGUGAGCCUAAAUGGGGGCAUCUGAAAGAUCUACAUGCUUCUAUAAAGCUUUGUGAACCUGCACUAGUUGCAGCUGAUUCACCCCAGUAUAUUAAAUUGGGACCAAAGCAGGAGGCGCAUGUAUAUACAAGCCAAGGCAGUUGCUCUGCAUUUCUUGCAAACAUAGAUGAACAAAAAACAACAACAGUAACAUUCAAGGGCCAAAAAUAUGAUUUACCACCGUGGUCAGUGAGUAUUUUACCUGAUUGCAGGAAUACCGUGUUCAACACUGCCAAGGUUGGAGCACAAACUUCUAUCAAAACAGUGGAGUUUGAUAUGCCUCUUUCAUCAAAUAAUUCUCUGCAAAAAGUGAUAACUGAGAAUAAUGGUUCCUAUGUCACAAAGUCCUGGAUGACUGUUAAAGAGCCCGUUGGUAUUUGGGGAGAGAACAAUUUUACUGCCCAAGGUAUAUUGGAGCAUUUGAACGUGACAAAGGACGUAUCUGAUUAUCUCUGGUAUUUAACCAGAAUAUUUGUUUCGGAUGACGACAUUGCAUUUUGGGAGGAACAUGGUAUUCCAGCACUUACAAUUGAUAGUACUCGUGAUGUGCUGCGUGUUUAUGUUAAUAGCCAACUUCAAGGCAGUGUAGUUGGUCGUUGGGUCAAGGUUUUCCAGCCUGUUCGUUUUCACCAAGGAUACAAUGACCUACUGUUGUUAUCUGAGACAGUCGGCUUGCAGAAUUAUGGUGCUUUCAUGGAGAGAGAUGGGGGAGGGUUUAGAGGACAAAUUAAACUCACCGGAUUUAGAAAUGGGGAUAUAGACCUGUCAAAGUCACUAUGGACCUACCAGGUUGGGCUUCAGGGAGAAUUUCUGAAAAUUUACAGCAUAGAGGAAAAUGACAAGGCUGGAUGGAAUGAUUUGACACUUGAUGCUGAUCCUUCCAUAUUUACCUGGUACAAGACAUACUUUGAUGCUCCUCCUGGUACAGAUCCAGUUGCUUUAGAUUUAGGAAGCAUGGGAAAAGGCCAGGCUUGGGUUAAUGGCCACCACAUUGGAAGAUACUGGACUCUGGUUGCCCCUAAUAAUGGAUGUCAAAAUACUUGUGAUUAUCGCGGAGCAUACCACUCAGACAAGUGUACAACAAAUUGCGGGAAGCCUACUCAAACCUGGUAUCAUGUACCCCGGUCGUGGUUACAGGCUUCAAAUAAUUUACUUGUCAUCUUUGAGGAAACUGGAGGGAACCCUUUUAAGAUUUCAGUCAACUUACGUACAGCACAAACCAUCUGUUCUCAGGUCUCAGAAUCUCAUUAUCCUCCUCCCCAAAAGUGGCCUAAGCAAGAUUCAUUUGAUGGAAAAUUAUCAGCAAACGAUUUGACGCCAGAAAUGAACUUGCGGUGUCGAGAUGGAUAUAUGAUUUCCUCCAUAAAAUUUGCAAGCUAUGGAACUCCUCAAGGUAGCUGCCAGAAGUUCUCUAGAGGCAAUUGCCAUGCACCCAAUUCACUGCCCAUAGUCUCUGAGGCUUGCUUAGGAAGAAGUAGCUGUUCCAUCAAAAUUUCAAAUCCUGUAUUUGGAGGCGAUCCAUGCAGGCACACUGUCAAGACACUGGCUGUUGAGGCAAGAUGCUCUAGAUCAUCGAAUAUCGGUAAGUCUCAGUUUUAAGAUUAACAAGCAGCAGAUGGAAGGAGUUGUCAGCCUCGUAAUCUAAUCCUUGUAGCAAUGAUAUAUAUGUGUUUCUUAUCAUCAAGACUGUUUGGAUCUGAUUCUUCAGUUGUUAUGUUUGUAUAGACGAUGAUAUGAGAUCACUGCUAAUAUGUUUAUAGUCUGCAAAUGUAAUAAGAAAACUCAACCCAAUGAAAUAUUGCUUGAUUAGGGUUGGCAUAAUGGGCCAUUAUAUUUUUAUA